Symsagittifera roscoffensis is the source of this 450-nucleotide messenger RNA. RefSeq names its product small ribosomal subunit protein uS9-like. The transcript has a single exon. Gene Ontology annotation, molecular function: structural constituent of ribosome; RNA binding. Gene Ontology annotation, biological process: translation; maturation of SSU-rRNA from tricistronic rRNA transcript (SSU-rRNA, 5.8S rRNA, LSU-rRNA). The record is from RefSeq and is a predicted model, not a curated record. NCBI's taxonomy places the organism in Eukaryota, Metazoa, Xenacoelomorpha, Acoela, Convolutidae. Gene Ontology annotation, cellular component: ribosome; cytosolic small ribosomal subunit. Bases 1 to 450 code for a protein of 149 amino acids.
AUGAGUCAACCUCAAGCCGCAAAUGCCAACGUGGUGCAAGUUUUUGGCCGGAAAAAGACAGCAACAGCUGUUGCACACUGCAAGGAAGGCACUGGUAUGAUCAGAGUGAAUGGACGACCUCUGGACAUGAUCGAGCCUAAAUGCCUGCAACUUAAACUUCUUGAACCAAUCAGGUUGCUGACAGCUGUCAGCCUCUACCCGAAAGUAGAUAUCCGAGUUCGAGUUAACGGCGGAGGACACGUGGCGAAGAUUUAUGCAAUUCGUCAAGCUAUUGGCAAGGCUCUUGUGGCGUAUACUGGUAAAGUUUCUGAUGAAAACAAAAAGCAAAUGGUCAGGAAACAACUCAUCAUGUAUGACAAGUCUCUAUUGGUGGCAGACCCCAGAAGACGAGAACCCAAAAAAUUUGGAGGUCCUGGUGCCAGGGCCAGAUACCAGAAGAGUUACCGAUAA